Messenger RNA from Helianthus annuus (common sunflower), 540 nucleotides. RefSeq lists its product as uncharacterized. The record is from RefSeq and is a predicted model, not a curated record. NCBI's taxonomy places the organism in Eukaryota, Viridiplantae, Streptophyta, Magnoliopsida, Asterales, Asteraceae. The transcript is spliced from 2 exons. The coding region runs from base 1 to 540 and encodes 179 amino acids.
AUGCCAAACAAAUAUGUUAUGAAGAGAUGGACAAAGGAUAUGGUUCCGAAUGAAUUAAACGCGACGUUCGAUGUAAAGGUGGAUGAUAAGGAUGAGCAACACAAGGCUAAACGGAUUGCUCGCGAAAUCAUCUACACUGGGGAGUAUUUGGUUAGCAAUUUGAUUUCCGACCUUGAUCUACUUGUUUUAGUAAGGGAUCAAAUGAAGCAGAUUAAAGAAAAAGUUGAUCAGAGUCGUAUAACCAAGCAGCUUGAUCCAAAGUUUGACCGGUUUUCAAAGCAUAUUGGUUACCAACAACCAGUAACUAAUGCACCUCCUACUGUCCGUGUGACGGCUGGUCAUGAUAUUCGGACUUGCGAGAUACUUAAAGGCAAACAACAAAAGAAGAUGAAGGGAGUCCAGAUUGAAAAAGAUCCCAGGCAUAAAGCUAACGAGGUCGAAGAUGAUGAAGAGGAAGAUGAGUUUGAAGAUUACAAUGGAGGUAGUGAUGAUGACAGUGAAGAAGAUGAGUGGGAGGAGGUGUCAGAUGAGGAAGAUUAA